This is a messenger RNA of Prorocentrum cordatum, 5430 nucleotides long. Lineage: Eukaryota; Dinophyceae; Prorocentrales; Prorocentraceae. The record is from the annotation of a GenBank genome assembly.
CCAGAGUUCAACACCAGGGUUAACUUCAACAUAAAGGUAGAGUUCAACAUGCAGGUAGAGUUCGACACAAUGGAGCAGAUUGUGCAACAGCUUCAGGCGACGCUGGAACGUCAACAACAAGACAUUCAAUUACUACGUCAACAGCUUGCGGCGGAGCAGGCCAAGACGUCGGUCAUCGAGCGCCUCGCGACGUCGAUCGACAAGAUGGCUGCGAAUAGUGGGUCGUCAUCCCUUGUGGACACCAAGGGCAUAGGCAAACCCACUACGUUUGGAGGCGGGGACGAGAAGGAUCUAGAGAAGAAGUUCGGCGUGUGGCAGAGGAGGACCCAGAACUUCAUCGUGAGCGUGCACCCGUCUCUGGACGACGUGAUGGAGUGGGCCAUCGAGAAUAAGGAGACCAUCACGAACGACAUACUGCUGCAGGCCUUUGGCGACGAUGCGGAUCCAGCCAACAAGAUCGAUGACAUUUUGGAGAAGCCCCACCAGGUGUACAGCAUGUUGGUCCAGAUCACAGAGGGCGAGGCCAAUGACAUCGUGUGCAACUCUGGGUCCAACGGGAUGGAAGCCUGGCGGAAGUUAAGCAGACGGUUCGACCCGCUUACUGGGGGUAGGGUUCGCAACCUACUUAGGCAGAUCAUCAGCCCCGGGAGGUGCUCCGUGGACGUUAUUGCGGGCGGCUUGGAGCGUUGGGAGGAGCUGGUGACGAAGUACGAUCGCUCCAACACGUCCCGGGGAGAGGCCCGGACCCUACCAGAGGACAUAAAAAUGGCUGCGCUCGAAAGCCUUGUCCCCCAGGAGCUGGAGACGCACCUGCAGCUGAACGCCACGAGGUUCGACACCUACAUGGACAUGAGGACCGAGAUCGUGCGUUACGUGGAGGCGCGGCUCGGAGCCAAGAUUCGUGGACCACAGGUUCAGCAGCAUGAUCGUCAUCGAGACCGUGGCAGCGACAUGGACGUGGACAUGGGAUCCCUCCAGAGGCACCCGAAGGGCAAGGACGGCAAGGGCAACUCCGGCAAGGGCUUCGACGGUUACUGUUUUAAUUGCGGGGGCUGGGGACAUCGCAGUUCCGACUGCCGGAGAGCUCCCCAGGACGGCAAAGGCCGUGGAGGAAAGAGCGACCCCAAAGGCAAGGGUAGGGACUCCAAGGGUAAGGACACCAAAGGCAAAGCACGAGGAUCAGGAGCUCAUGAGACGGGGGCGUUUGAAUUGUGCACCCUCGACCUGUGCCCUCUCACGAGCAUCACCAGCGACGAUUUCGACGAGCACGGCAACCCGAGGGACACGGAUCUGGCAACGGAGCUGGACCACAUACCGGAUCUAGGUCUGACUAUGGACACGGGUCAGGCGUGCGAGAUGGACGACAUACCGGAUCUAGGUCUGACUAUGGACACGGGUCAGGCGUGCGAGAUGGACGACAUACUGGAUCUAGGUCUGAUUAUGGACACGGAUUUGACAAGGGAGCUGGACGACAUACCGGAUCUAGGUCUGAUUGUCGAGACGGAUCUGGCGUGCGAGAUGGAUCACUUACCGGAGCAAGGUGCGAUUCUGGAGCUGGAUGUGACGAGCGAGCCGGACGAGAUAGUGGAGCUGGAUAUCAUCAUCGAGAUGGCUCUGACCAGCGAAACGGACGAGAUAACGGAGCUAUACGUGACCAUGGCACUGGACUUGGACACGGUGGAGCUGAGGAAGCCGGAGCUUGAGGUCAACUCCGUGGACAUGAACAGCUUCAAGACUGCGAGUGGCGAGGUCGUGGACGACGAGGGUCCGUUCCAGUUUCUUGGUUACUCCUUGAAUGGCCAGCUCUUCCGGUUGAACGGGCGCCUGGCGGACAUCCACAAGCCGUUGGUGUCGGCAGGCAAAGUCACGGAGAAUUGCAUGAUCAUCUUGAAGGAGCACACCGGCCACGUGAUCCCUAGGACGAGUAACCUUGCCAAGAAGAUCAACGAGGUGAUCCAGAACGAGUUGGAGGCGUCACCGAAGCAGGAGCUGCUGAAGCUGAAGAACGAGCUGUGGAAGUUCAACCUGGACACGGGCGCUGCGUGCACGGUGUUCCCGACUAAAUGGGCGAAGCCGGACGACGACGCUUCGAGGUCAAAGCGGGAAUUGGCUCCCAUGGAGGUGGUGGGGGGCGACCCGGAGAGCACGGAGGCGAUUCCGGAGAUCGUCACGGAUUACUUCUACAUGGGCGAGGAAGAGAAGGCUGCGACGCACGUUUUCAUCAAGGACCGGGUCACCAGCAUGAUCGGCGCGGCUGUCUUGGACGGCAAGACGAGCACGUAUGCGGCGAAGUAUUUCACGAAUUUCUUGGUGGAGCUAGGGUACCGCAGGAUCAUCUUGAAGAGCGACAACGAGCCUGCGUUGUUGAAACUGCGCAGGGAGGCUGUGAAGGACAUGCAGAUCGAAGUUGUGCCACGGGAGUCGCCUGUGAGCGAUCACCAGGCCAAUGGUGCGGCUGAGAGUGGCGUCCGCGAGGCUAAGAAGGGCAUCCGUGCCCUCAAGACGUCCACCGAAGACCGGUAUGGAAGGAAGCUCGCUGAGGACCACGUGCUCCUAGCGUGGCUUGCGCGGCACGUGGUUCAGACGUCCAAUCGGUACAAAGUCGGUGAGGACGGACGUACGCCGGUGCAGCGGUCAACUGGCAGGCGGUGGAAGAAACCGGCAUUAUUGUUCGGAGAGUGCAUUAUGGCGAGGCUGGCGGUGACUAGGGCUGGCAUCAUGAUUCCGGGUGCCGCUGGGGCCCAGGAAGGGCUCAAGAGGGACGUGUACAUCGCAGCCAAGAUGACGGAGAAGUACGGCCUGACGCCGGAGUGCCCGGCCUGCACGGAGAUAUUCUUCGGAGGUUCGACCAGGCAGGGCCAUGCACCGACGUGUCGUUCACGGAUCGUGGAGGCGAUGGAGAAGGACCCGGACGGUCGUCUCCGGCUAGCGGCGGCGAGAAAACGGAAGAAGGCUUCGACGGCAGCGCCAGAUGCCAAGCAGGAGUCUGAGGUGGAGGACGCCGUGCGCGAGAAGCCGGAGGAGGAGCAGGAGGAGGUGGACAUGACUGUGGGGGAGGGGGACCACAUGCAGGUAGUGAAGCCCGAGCGCAACAUGAAGUGCGACAUCGGCAGCCUAAGCGAGCAGGACAGCCAACGAGCGCAGGACCAGCGAGCUCGAAAGCGAGGAGCCAUGGCUGGGACGAGUGGCAUCUCAGAAAAAUCGGCGCCGGCGGUGGGCCAGGCGCGCAAUGCAGACGUGGGUGCGUUCUCUGCGUACAAGGACAAGUACUUCGCAGAGACGUUUAAGCACGUGACGGAGUUUUACACCGGCUCGGAGUUCGAGGGCGACGGCAUCCGGGGGGGUAUCCCGGAUAGCAGUCGAGAUGUCCGCAAUGGUUUCGCCAUUGAUUUACGACUUCAGCGACCUGACGGGCAGUUCUGGGACCUUUCACGGGAUGAGGACAUAGACAUGUUAGAUAAGCUCCAGGACAAGUACAAGCCUGAGGUGUUGAUCGGGUGUCCAUCGAGUACUGUGUUUUCGAGGCUUCGGUCGCCAUCGAGAGUAAACUUGGGCCCAAACACCGUGAGCUUAGAGAUGCAGGACGGCCGGAGGCACUUGAGAGCGAGUGUCGACGCGUACCGGAAGCAGAUCAAGAUGGGCAAGUUGUUCUUGCAUGAGGUUCCUGGGAUUACCACCUCCAGGGACGAGGACAUCAUGGCGGAGCUGGAGAACAUGCCGGGAGUGUACAUGGACGAGCGUGUGAGCCUGCAGGGCAAGAGUGGUUGGUAUCGGCAUGUACGUCCAGUUGGUUUUCAGAAGGUGAGGUCUACGCAGAUAUAUCCGCCGAGGCUGAUGUAUGCGAUUUUACGUGUGGUUCGUGAUCAGCUUGUUCACCGGAUGGAGUUGUCGAGUAUGGACAUUUGCACGGCUGGGCCCAUAGCUGACGAGCCGGAGGUGUACAGCGACGAACAGUGGAAGACGUAUUACGACGACGUCAACGGCGGGAUACCACCGACGAAGUUGGUGGAGGACGCUAGUCAGUUGGAGCGGGACUGGGUUGCCAAGGAGGGCGUGUACACCAAGGUCCCGCGGGAGGUCAUGGAGAGCGAGGGCGCUACUGCGAUUCCGCUGCUCUGGAUUGACACCAACAAGGGCGACGCUAAUAAACCUGUCGUGCGUUCUCGAUUGGUCGUGAUGGAGGCCGCGAAGGGCAAGAAGGCGAAGUUCGAGCAGCUGAGUCCGGAGAAGUUGUUCUCCGCCAUGCCGUGGUUGGAGGCUUUGAAGCUUCUCUGCAUUAUCCAGGCGACGCAACAGCGGAGUUCCAGGGGCGCCGAGCUCAAGCUAGCGUUCUGGGACAUCUCGCGGGCACACUUCACGUCGAAGUGCGAGCGGAGGCUGUUUGUCAAGUUGCCAGAGGGAGAUCCCGACAGACACACUCAUGUUGGGCUGCUUCAGAGGACCAUGUACGGAACUCAGGACGCAAGCCACCUGUGGCAGAAGAACUACACCGACCUUUUGGCUAAGAAGGGUUACGUUCCGGGGAAGACGAACCCAUCUAUAUUCUACAACCCAUUUGAUGGAUCGAGGCUUUUCGUCCACGGUGAUGAUUUUGUUCUCUUGGGUGAUCAACGUUCAAUUACGGAAAUGGACACGCUGUUAGAUUUUAAGUUCACUUGCAAGCACGUGGCAACGCUUGGCACGGAGGCAGGUGACUCCCAGGAUGCGUGCAUCUUGAACCGGAUUGUUCGUAUCACGGAGGACGGUAUUGAGAUCGAAGGAGACCGUAGGCACGCAGAGCUUCUUGCACGAGACUUGGGGUUAGAAGAGGCCAAAUCUGUAGAUACGCCACGUGUGAAACAUUCUGAGUCAGACGUAUGGAAGGGUGCAGACAGCAGAGUACUUUCGAGUUCUGAGGCGACGCUGUAUCGUUCCUGUGUUAUGCGGGCAAGCUAUCUUGGACAAGACCGUUUGGACAUCCAGGAGGCAGUGAAAUGUCUUGCACAGAGCAUGAAGAGCCCCAAUGAGUUCAAUCUCCAGGAGCCGAAGCGUCUUGGGCGUUAUGUGCUUGGACGGCCGAGAGCUAUCCUGAAGUUUCCGAAGCAGGCGAUGCCAAACUCUGCCCAUGCCUUGGGCAUUAAAUCCCUGAUGGCGGACUGGGGGCUGUCUUCUGCAAUCCGUUUGAACGUGAAGACGGACUGCGCGGCAGCGAAGGGAUUCGCGACCCGCCGAGGGUUGGGCAAGCAGAGACAUGUCAAUACACGUUAUCUGUGGCUACAAGAUAGAGUGGCGAGCGGCGACAUUCGGAUCGUGAAGGUUCGGACUACCGAGCAGAUGGCCGACCCUCUGACGAAGGCGAUGGCCGUCGGCAUGAGGGACCCUUUGCUUACGACAGCCGGCUUGGUCUUCGACUCGAGCAGGGCCGUGACUCAGAAGGGACUUCUGGCCUGA